AUAUAUAUAAUGAAGAAUAAUGUUAUUUUAACUGACAACCAGAACCAAUAUCAUUUGCAAAAAUGUUUUGCGUUGUAUAAUCUAAGUCUCGAAUACAAUCGACGAAUGAAUUAGCUUUAUUUAUUGAUAGAGGAACACUGAAACAUUGAAAACUUUUGGAGUCGUCUUUUCUUUCCUUGGGUCCCUAGGAUCGGGCUGAUUAUGGCAACAUUUCACCGAAUUUCAUUGUUGGUGUUGAGCAUCAACACAGUUCUGCUCAGCACUGUAGCUGCGGCCCAGAGCGAGGAGCGAGAGUGUGCUUUCAAUGACCAGCACCACCAGUUUGAAGAGCAACGUGCCGGUGAGAACGGCAUCUCCAAGGACAACGGCACUAUCCACUGUAUGAAAGGGAGCAAUUGCUAUGGCCUGUGGGAGAAGACCAGGGAUGGAGAGAUUCGCCUUGUAAAGCAGGGAUGCUGGGCUCACCUCAGUGACCAGCAAGACUGUCACGACAAGGAGUGUGUGGUGACAACCACCCCUUCUCAGAUCCAGAAUGGCACUUAUCGCUUCUGCUGCUGCAGCACGGACAUGUGCAACGUCAACUUCACAGAGAACUUCCCGCCUCCCAGCCCCACCACCGCACAGCCCUACAAUCCAAACAGUCGUGAGGAGACCAUCGUUAUUGCACUGGCCUCCGUUUCGGUCGUGGCUGUCCUGAUCGUAGCACUUUUCUUUGGGUACAGGAUGCUAACCGGAGACCGUAAAGCAGGCCUUCACAACAUGAACAUGAUGGAAGCAGCUUCCUCUGAGCCCUCCCUCGACCUGGACAGCCUCAAACUGCUUGAGCUGAUCGGGCGCGGACGGUACGGAGCGGUGUAUAAAGGGUCCCUGGACGAGCGUCCCGUGGGUGUGAAGGUGUUCAACUACACCAACAGGCAAAACUUCAUCAACGAGAGGAACAUAUACCGGCUGCCACUCAUGGAACACGACAACAUCGCCAGAUUCAUCGUGGGGGACGAGAGGCUCACUGCUGAAGGCCGCAUGGAGUACCUGCUGGUCAUGGAGUACUAUCCUCACGGUUCUCUGUGUCGGUACCUGAGUCUGCAGACCAGUGACUGGGUGAGCUCCUGCAGACUGACUCACUCUGUGACCCGCGGCCUGGCGUACCUUCACACCGAGCUGCUGAGAGGAGAUUACUAUAAGCCUGCAGUAUCACACCGGGACAUGAACAGCCGCAACGUACUGGUAAAGAACGAUGGCACGUGUGUGAUCAGCGACUUCGGACUCUCUAUGAAACUGACAGGAAACAGACUGGUCCGGCCGGGAGAGGAGGACAACGCAGCCAUCAGUGAGGUGGGAACUAUCCGAUACAUGGCCCCCGAGGUGCUGGAGGGAGCUGUGAACCUACGGGACUGCGAAUCCGCCCUCAAGCAGGUGGACAUGUACGCACUGGGGCUCAUCUACUGGGAGAUAUUCAUGAGGUGUACAGACCUCUUUCCAGGAGAGACUGUGCCGGAGUAUCAAAUGGCAUUUCUGAUGGAAGCUGGGAAUCACCCCACCUUUGAGGACAUGCAGGUGCUAGUUUCCCGAGAAAAACAGCGGCCCAAGUUCCCUGAAGCCUGGAAGGAGAACAGCUUGGCUGUUCGCUCUCUGAAAGAGACGAUGGAGGACUGCUGGGACCAGGACGCAGAGGCGCGGCUCACUGCACAGUGCGCUGAGGAGAGGAUGGCAGAACUCAUGAUGAUCUGGGACAGGAAUAAGUCUGUCAGCCCCACCGUCAAUCCAAUGUCCACUGCCUUGCAGAACGAAAGGAAUCUCUCACACAGCAGACGAGUGCCAAAGAUCGGCCCGUACCCCGACUACUCCUCAUCCUCCUACAUCGAGGACUCCCUGCAGCACGCCGAGGGCAUCGUCAAGAACCUGUCCAGCGAGAACUCGACCCCCUCCACCACCGCCGCCGGUACGGGGCCCGAGAAGAACCGAAACUCCAUCAACUACGAGCGGCAGCAGGCCCAGGCGCGGCUCCCCAGCCCCGAGACCAGCGGCACCAGCGUGUCCACCACCACCACCACCACGGGACUGACCCCCAGCACCGUCAUGACCACCAUCUCGGAGACAACCUUCCCCGACGACAGCCUCCUGCAGCACGGGGGGCCCUCGCUGGUCUGCCUGCAGCUGACAGAGGAAGACCUGGAGACCACCAAGCUGGACCCCAAGGAGGUGGACAAGAACCUGAAGGAGUGCUCGGAUGAGAACUUGAUGGAGCACUCCAUGAAGCAGUUCAGUGGCCCCGACCCGCUCAGCAGCAGCAGUUCCAGCCUGCUCUACCCUCUGAUCAAGCUGGCCGCGGAGGUCACUGGCCAGCAGGAUUUCGGCCAAGUGGGUGGCUUGGCUGCCAGCAACGCGGGCCUGAUGGCGGACAUGCCGUCCGCACCCAUAUACCCCCUCCCCAAGCAGCUGAACCUGCCCAAGCGGCCCACCAGCCUGCCGCUGAACACCAAAAACGUCACCAAGGAGCCUCGCCUGAAGUUCGGCAGCAAGCACAAGUCCAACCUGAAGCAGGUGGAGACCGGGGUGGCCAAACUGAACACAGUCAACGCAGCCGAGCCUCACGUGGUGACAGUUACCAACAACGGGCAAAGCCGAGGGCAGAUGCCAAACGUGCCAUCUUCCUCUUCCUCCUCCACUGCCGCCAUGCACACCCAGUACGCCAACGGGUCAGUGCCCACCAGCCAGCUGGCCAACGGUUCUGCCCAUCGUGUCCAAGAGGCCCUGCAGUCUCAGUUCAGCGUGGAGGACAGCCGACUGAACAUCAACUCCAGCCCGGACGAGCACGAGCCCCUGCUGAGGCGGGAGCAGCAGGCUGGCAGGGACAACGGCCUCAUGGAGAGGCUCGUGGACAGGAGGGACCACCGGGCGCUGGAUGCGGGCCGGACAAACUCCAAUAACAACAACAGCAACCUGUGUCCAGCUGUGGAGCGGGCGACCAUGACGGUGGCCGGCACAGACAAUACUGCGGCAGAAACAAAUCUACGGCAGCCCCGGGGGAGGAGAGUCGAGAGGCCGAACUCACUGGAUCUGUCAGCCAACAACAGUCUGGAUAGCUGCGACAUGCAGGUGAAUCAAGCCCAACAGCAACGCCUGCUGGGGGGAAAUGAAACUGCAGGAGUUGAGACUUCACUUCACCUGCAUGUUCAGGGAUCAGAACGAUGCACUGCCUUGUUGAGACAAUCUGCAGCGUUGUUUAAAAGUGAAAUGCCACGGGAUGGCAAGCCAGGCUCUGGGGAGAAGAUCAAGAAGCGAGUGAAGACUCCGUAUUCCCUGAAGAGGUGGCGCCCCUCCACAUGGGUCAUCUCCACAGACACAGUCGACAGCGAAGUGAACAACAACAGCCACCAGGGGGCAGGCCGCUCCAAAUCCAGCACUGCUGUCUACCUGGUGGGCGGAGGCACUGCCACGGCAACCAUUCCCACGGAUAACAUAAAUGACCUGCUUGUGAACUGUUGACCUUUUUAUUUCACUUCAAGUGACUUGAUGUGAAAAAGAAAACAAAAAGUAACAAAAAAAAAUUUACAAGCAGCUUAACUUCCCACCUCACCUUCAAAGACUCGCUUUAAAUAGAAUUCAGCUAUGCAGCAAGUUUGGCGUACAAUGCUUCCAUUUUUUUAUGUUUUUGUUUGAAAGCUUCUUUUUUUUUUGCACUUUUUAUUUUUUAUGACACCGUUAAGUCUUGUGAAGAAGGAUAAAAAGAAAAGAAUUACAAUGUAUUGAUUUACAAUCAACAUAGGCCGCAUAUAUAUAUAUAUAUAUAUAUAUAUAUAUAUAUAUAUACACAUAAAGGUCUGUAAAAGAAUGGUCUUUAAGACAGGGAUGACUGCUAUGGAUUUAUGUUUUGUUGGGCUAUUUUUGUUUUAUGUAUACAAUGAAGAUUUAUAUGCGGAUGCAUUCAUGAGUGUACUAUCGUUGUAUUCCUCUUUUUGUAUUAUGUUUGAAAUGUGCAAUAGGCUUUAGCUUUGCAGUGCUCUGGUUUAAAUUAAACGUGUUCUACAUUUUUGCAUCAAUCUAAAAGCAGUGCACUUACAGCAGUGGUAAACUUGCACUGUUCAGCCCCCAUUCGGGCCUCAGUUCUGGGUUUGUUACAAAACACAGAAGCAUAGAUGACAAUCCUCCGUUAUUUGCUGGAGCAAUUUGUAAGAUUUAACAAAUAUAAAAAGGCUCCCUUUAAAUUCUAGCAAUGCUGCUGCAGGUCUAUAGGUCACAAAUACAAUCAUUAGUUUGCUUGCAGAACUAAUAAAAAAGGUAUUAAUGCUUAAUACCCUCUAAAUUUGCCUUCUCUUUAUGUUAUGUUUAUUAUUCCAUCGUUGUGUUCUUAGUCCCCGUUGUCUGCUGUACUACGGCACUAACGCAUGUUUAAUAAAGACACUGGCCAAUUUUACCUUUGGGGGUCACAAGGGGUGUGCACUUGUUAUUUUUUCCCCUUGAAACAGUUGGUUAUAUAUUUUCUUACCCCUAGUCUUAUCCCUAGUUGUCAAUUCUAAACUCAUUACAGAAAUCCUUUGCUUAGGCUUGCCCCAAAAGGUAUAAUAUGGUGGUAACUUUAUUAAACAUGCAAAAUCUGUUUAAAAUCUGAAAAGGUAAUAAAUGAUGAUCAGGAACACAUAGCAUGAGCUAAUAUAGAGAUAAAAAAUAUAUUAUAAUACGUAUUAUUAUGGUUAAAUAAAUAAUAUGCAAAUUCAAAGGGUAUAAAGUAUAGCUUUUUAAGAUUUUCAAGACUAAACUUUCUGCAUGACCUACAGGAUCACACUGCAGGAUAUUUCCCUUCACUUUAUUUUAAGUGUUGGCAUUACUGCUUGCUGGCCACUCUAUGCAACAGGGGUCCCCUUGCGUAAGACAUCAGCCUGGUUAGUAAGGGUUAAUAGUUUCCAUUAGAAUGGUCUCAUACUGAGAGCCGGUUGUUGUUUUUUUUUGUUCUCCAUAUCUGAGGAUUGUGACAAGUCCAGGCCCCAGAGUUGAGGUUUCUAUGAGGGUGUGAAGCCUUGCAUAACUGGAAGACUAAAUUACUUAUGUUAAAUGUAUGCCCUACACAGUGUUUGAACCUUGUUACUUUAUGUCAUCACCAUUUCCCUAAUAUUUCAUAUCUUGCUUGCUUUAAAAAAGCUACUUUGUGUAUGUGUUAUGUAUGAUUUUCUGAUAUUGUUUCUUCUUAGAUCAUUAUUUGCCCCCCUUACUAAACGAUUCCACUAAAGAAAAGUCUGAAAAGAUAUAUUGUGGGGAAGUAUAUAGGUGCCACACACGAAAGUCCACUGGUGAAGUAUUGUGCUUUGAGCCGGUGCAACACUGAUAUGCUUCCCAUAAGCAAACAACAACAACAAUAAAGAAUGGUGUCGAACACGCGGAUUAGGAUAUUAAACAGGCAGGGAAUGAAAAGGCACAUGCUAGUUUGGUGUUCCAGUUUGUUAAGUGAAGGGAUGAAUAACGGCAGGGAAGGUGGGGGUGGAGAAGGUUGGGCUACCAAGCUCUCAAUUCAUUGUGACUCUAAACUCUACAAUGCAAACUCUUAACUACAGAACCUUAAAUCACUCUCUCUCAGCCUGACAGUCUUGUAUUGAAUUCCCAACAAUGAGUUGUUUUUUUUUUGGACCUUGUUUAUGUUUUGUUUAUUUGUAUCGUUUGUGUACCGUACUUAAGCUAUGAUUAUUCUCAGUCACUGUCGGAAGGUGGCAGCUUAGAAACCAUAUUUGCAGAGAGCCAAACGUUUGUUUUAAAAGUUACUUGUAUUUACAGUACAUUAUUACUACAAAGAAUCUAAUGUUUUUUUUUUUGUUCCAUAUGCUACUGUUAUCUAUAUAAUAAGGGUACAUGAGUUUAAAAUCAUGUCACUCGCUGUAUUUUAUUGCUUUAAUUAGACUUGGCAGUUUUAGGUUUCUAAGGCAACUCCUUUAUAAUCUCAAAUAAACAGCCACUGAUAAUGACUUACUCCACAGGUUUGACUAAACUUCUGUACAUGAUCAGGUGAAACUGGCUUCUUAACCAAUUGUUUUUAAAGUUGUAACCUAUGAAGCGACUACAGGUCACACCUCAUGUAAAAUGCCAUUCCAAGUUUCUUCCUGUAUCAUUCUGACAAGUUUGUCUUGGCCUUUUCUGUCAUUUUUUAAUGGUUUUCAAAACAAGUUCUGUGAACUCCUUUGUGUAAAUAUCUCCAGAUUUACAGUUUUAUGAAAUCCACACCCUGAGUUAGAUGUUUAAGAGAUGGUUUAACUUUUACAUUGCAAGACUUGCUCCAAGUUCCAGAAACAUGCUACCAACCUUAUGUUACCCUCCCUGCCCUAUUCUGAGCACAGCACCGGAGAGGCUUACACUAGCAUUGUAUCAACAUGCAGAGAAGACACGUUGAUUGAUGAGGGCUUUAAAUGUCUGAGAAAACGCAUUGGUUGAUUUCAUUUCAGUGCAGUUUUCAGUGGUUGUAAGGCAAUGCUUAAACAUUAAUUUGAAAACUUAAAAUACAGAAAUGAUACCAAGUUCAUAAAAAAAAUGCUUUAGUAGCUUAAACUUCACUCACUACACCACAACAACAACAACAACAGAGUUAUGUUAAAACUUUCUGUUAAUGCUAAAAUUAAUAACAACAUGCAUAGAUCUGUAUACGUUAUAUGCGUAUACAGUUAUACCUAAUGCGGAAAAGCCAUGAUGCAUGUAGCAGCAGCGCAGGAUGCACAACACCGUUUCACAAUCUCAUAGGGCAAGUACAGUACAGUUUUAAAUGCAUUUCUGCUAGUGGUCGGUAACUACAUUUGAAAAUACGGCGAAGCAAAUUCAAUAACCUAACCUGCAAUUAUAUUGUAAAAACCUAUAACUGCCUAUGUAAUUAUCAUUAUUUACCAGAGGCAAUGAAGAUCUUUUCAAAAGCAAUUGAGUGUCAUUGCCUUGAUUCAGUAAAGACUACAUAAUUAUUUCUUAGUAUUAUUUGACAAAACAGUUUACAAAUGGUAAAAUUAUCCACUUUUGUGUAAGCUAUGGGAUACCCAGCUGAGCUGUAAAAGUUGUGUUUUCUGAAAUAAUUGUAACUAUUCAAAGCUACUUUUGUCUUCUGACUUCACUACAGAAGCUAAAAAAUAAAAUAAAAUAAGCCACUAAGAUGUUUUCUAUUGAUGCUUGCAAGUGCGUGCUUUGGUACUUAGGGAACUGAAUGAAUUGAACUGAAUACUUUGUUCAGGAAAUUUCUGAGAAAAAUACGUGUUAAGAUGAAAUAAAAAAAAAUACAAAAAAAAAAA
This is a messenger RNA of Acipenser ruthenus (sterlet), 7250 nucleotides long. RefSeq names its product bone morphogenetic protein receptor type-2-like. Gene Ontology annotation, cellular component: signaling receptor complex; plasma membrane. NCBI's taxonomy places the organism in Eukaryota, Metazoa, Chordata, Actinopteri, Acipenseriformes, Acipenseridae. The coding region runs from base 202 to 3486 and encodes 1094 amino acids. Gene Ontology annotation, biological process: protein phosphorylation; cellular response to growth factor stimulus; BMP signaling pathway. The transcript has 14 exons. Gene Ontology annotation, molecular function: ATP binding; transforming growth factor beta receptor activity. The record is from RefSeq and is a predicted model, not a curated record.